AUGUUGGUGUACCAGGAUCUCCUUACAGGUGAUGAGCUUUUGUCAGACUCUUAUCCAUACAAGGAAAUUGAGAAUGGAAUGUUGUGGGAAGUUGAGGGGAAGUGGGUUGUCAAGGGAGCAGUUGAUGUAAACAUCGGUGCAAACCCUUCUGCCGAAGGUGGAGAAGAUGAGGGUGUUGAUGACACUGCUGUUAAGGUGGUUGACAUUGUCGAUGUAUUCAGACUUCAGGAACAACCUCCCUUUGAUAAGAAGCAGUUUCUUGGCUUUGUUAAGAAGUAUAUUAAGCUGUUGACUCCCAAACUAGAUGCUGAGCAACAAGAGCACUUCAAGAAGAAUAUUGAGGGAGCAACCAAAUACCUCCUUGGCAAGCUCAAGGACCUUCAGUUCUUUGUUGGUGAGAGCAUGCAUGAUGAUGGUAGCUUGGUCUUUGCCUACUACAAGGAUGGUGCUGCUGACCCAACUUUUCUGUAUUUUGCUCAUGCUUUGAAGGAGAUCAAGUGUUAA
Molecule: messenger RNA, 504 nt
Organism: Lathyrus sativus (Indian pea)
Lineage: Eukaryota; Viridiplantae; Streptophyta; Magnoliopsida; Fabales; Fabaceae
Source: the annotation of a GenBank genome assembly